AUGGAUUGGGAGGUGAACGCCACCAAAACACGAUUGCCUGUUGAUAGCGGCCCAGUCGCUUGGAUGCUCCUCCUCGCCAGACAAGUACCGGUACCAGAAGCCAGAUUCUUUGUUGCGAAAAAUGUACGCUUUCAUUUCGCCCAAUAUCUCAAGGUGAACCUGGCCUGGGAAAGGUAUGCAUCAUCAACAACAUUACGCCUUGCUAGCCCAACCAACCGCAAGGUCAAAACGCCAGACCCGGGGGGCAAAAAGGUGGACUUAUUCGGACGUAUUGGUUGUCGAAUACACGCCUCCCUUACCUUGUCUGGCACGAGCGUCAACAAAGUUGGGCUGGUGGCUAACAUGGGACCAUCUUCUGCCACUCUGUCGCUUUCAAGCGAAUCUCAGGGCGUGCAGACGGCGGAAGCUAUCCUCGAGCGCUGCCAUCAUCUUCCCCGACACUGCGAGUUACGCGAUACGGCUCCACGAGGCCCGGCCCGCCUCUCAAAAUGGUGCUUUUCGUCCCACUUGGGAUGCCUCACCACGGCACAGACUAAUGUUGCCGCAACGAGCUAUUCGAAAAACUUGUCGGCUGAGAUUUUUCUUCCGUCUCUCUUCAAGAGCGGCGAACUACUGGCACUAUUUGCUUGCUGCCUGGGCCUCGCACCGCCAAGUGAGACCGAGCAAAGUCGCGGAAAGAGCGACAAUAAAACCGUUCCUGGUAAUGAUCAUAGAUCCAUGUCGUUGUCGGGAAAUGGACGAGCGCAAUGGGGCAUGGCGCUUGGAUCAGGCUCAAGCAGUCCGUGGAAGAAAAUGAAGUUCGGAUAUGGUUUGGGAGAGCUGCAAUUACAAAUCGCAGGCUUGAGAUGGCCUUGGGUUUGCGUCGUCAAAGUCGACCACUGGGGCCGAGGGAGGCAGACGUCAUCACCCGUCUUGUAUGGAAUAUCAAAGUUCGAGUUGUCAGGCGGUUUGAGUUAA
Colletotrichum lupini is the source of this 957-nucleotide messenger RNA. RefSeq lists its product as uncharacterized. Lineage: Eukaryota; Fungi; Ascomycota; Sordariomycetes; Glomerellales; Glomerellaceae. Bases 1 to 957 code for a protein of 318 amino acids. The transcript has 7 exons. The record is from RefSeq and is a predicted model, not a curated record.